Molecule: messenger RNA, 363 nt
Organism: Macrosiphum euphorbiae (potato aphid)
Lineage: Eukaryota; Metazoa; Arthropoda; Insecta; Hemiptera; Aphididae
Source: the annotation of a GenBank genome assembly
AUGGAUUCCACACUAUUUGUCGAUGUAUUGGCUGGUGUUACUGGAGGAUUUGCGUCAGCGCUCGUGGGCCAACCGCUGGACACGGUCAAGGGAAGAAUGCAACUGUUUCCCCAUAUGUACGGCGGCAUGGUCUCGUGCUUAUCUAAUAUUGUCCGUCAGCAAGGAUUCCGUGGUCUGUACGCGGGUAUAAUACCAGCACUCGCCUCACAUGGUGCCGAUGAAGCUGUCAUGUUUGGAACUUACGGCCAGUGCCAGAAAAUAGUGGCCAAAUCAGUCGGGAUUGACAAUACGAUUGAUUUGAAUUACCUUGAAAACGCAGCAGCUGGAAGCAUUGCGUCAGUAAGUAAAAUUAUAUUAAAAUAA